UCCAUCCAUGUGAACAGUCUCCCUUCUUCACUCAUCCCCUCCCCCUAAUCAUUGCAAAUAAAAAAUCUUCAGUUUUGAAGGACUAGUGGUGUUGAAAGGUGCCCAAAGAAUCUGAUCAAAUCUGAUCUUACAGUGAACCAAUUUCGAUUUCCAUUUUGGAACACCAGUUGCGUCACAAGAUCAAUUACGCUUUCAAAUUGACGCAUAGUAGCGAAACACAAAAUCCACGAAUAAAAUCCAGAAAAAAAUUCGCGAAUUUCUUUGACGUGAAGAUGAGUUGAAUGUUUGGAGACGAAAUAUUGCUCAGCUAAGACAAGAUGGGUAGCGAUCAGUUUUGUUUAAAAUGGAACAAUUAUCAAACGAGUAUGGUACAGGCUCUAGAAAUGUUAAAGAUGAGCGAGGAGCUUGUAGAUGUAACACUAAGCUGCGAAGGAAGACGAAUGAGUGCUCACAAGAUAAUUUUGUCCGCCUGCAGCCAGUACUUUAAGGAUAUAUUCAAG
Molecule: messenger RNA, 500 nt
Organism: Eurytemora carolleeae
Lineage: Eukaryota; Metazoa; Arthropoda; Copepoda; Calanoida; Temoridae
Product: longitudinals lacking protein-like
Biological process (GO): regulation of transcription by RNA polymerase II
Cellular component (GO): nucleus
Molecular function (GO): protein binding
Source: RefSeq, a predicted model, not a curated record